Messenger RNA from Penaeus vannamei (Pacific white shrimp), 736 nucleotides. The record is from RefSeq and is a predicted model, not a curated record. NCBI's taxonomy places the organism in Eukaryota, Metazoa, Arthropoda, Malacostraca, Decapoda, Penaeidae.
AUGGACCUCAAAUUAGCCGACGAUACUGCAAUGCCAUUUGAGUCUCUGGAAUCUCUGGUGGUGGCUCUUGAUGCAUACAGCAAUGAGGCGAAGCUCCUAAGCUUGGAGAAGUUUGCAGUUGUUCUUUUGUUCGCCUCAGUGGUGUGCGCCGUCCAGGCUGAUGAUGAUGAUUCGCAAGGGGCUCAAGCGAGACUCCUCGCCCAAUUUGGCACAACUACUGUGACACAUGUUAGUACUGUCACCGUUAUGGCUCAUUACACUUGCGCCAAAUGUAACGAACUGCAACUUGGACUGACAAAACUUACGAAGACCAAGUCCCGCCCUGUUCCGCCAGCUGUCGCCUCCACCACUUGCUCCGGCCGGAGGCGACGUCGUAGAGUCAGGCUAGACAUCGGUAACAAUUACAACCCUGGCGCCUACGAGACACUCGCUGGCAGUGUAGUGAACACCGAGAUUGAACAACCCGAAGAAGGCACCGACAGGGGGAAACUCUUCACGGUUUGGAGGACAAGCAUUUCGACUCUCAUGAUCACGUCUACCUCUUACAAUAGGGAUAUCACCGUGUCUGUGUCCCUCUAUUGCACCAACGCCUCCAUGCUGUACGAAAUGUGUUAAACGCAGAAAGAACUUCCCUGGCUUAGGCAUCUCCAGCAGCAAGAUCAUUUAUUUUUAGUAUUAUGUGUAUGCAUAUAUAAAUUCAUUCGAUUGUGUGUAAAAUGCUGGCACUUAAAAUAAA